Messenger RNA from Necator americanus (New World hookworm), 2067 nucleotides. RefSeq lists its product as uncharacterized. Gene Ontology annotation, molecular function: protein binding. The transcript has 17 exons. NCBI's taxonomy places the organism in Eukaryota, Metazoa, Nematoda, Chromadorea, Rhabditida, Ancylostomatidae. The record is from RefSeq and is a predicted model, not a curated record. Bases 1 to 2067 code for a protein of 688 amino acids.
AUGAUAACGCUGAUAUCGAUCGUUCUCUACAGUGCAUCAUCAUAUGUGACAACAAGUUCUUCCGAUUUCCUUGAAGCUGACCCGGUGGAAGUGGUUGAUAUCCGUAACGAUGAAGCAACGAUUAGUUGGAUGUUACCGCCAGACGUCGCAAAUCAGACCAAUAAACAGCGGUUAAUGAUCUCUGUUAUACGAGCUUCAUAUCACUCCGGAUCGAGGACGUCUGUUUCUGUGAACGUCGGCCCCAAGAUCCGUACCUACACAUUUUCUAAUCUUGUUGGAAAUACAACGUAUCGUGCUUCCGUGGAACCAUUUGAUAAUGAUAUCAGCCUAUGGUACGCGAGCAAUGUUUUCACUACCAGUUUAGCUUCUCUCCAUUGGUUAGCCGCUCCAACUGACAUUGUGCUUCUGGACAAGACCAACACAUCUCUGGAAGUUUCAUGGAGUGCGCCAGUAAUCCACGAAACUGGCCAUAAUGCUGUGAUAAAUCAACAUCUGAUGAACGUCUAUGAAUAUAUUCCAUCGUCAAAAAUUCUCCUUAAAAAAUUCUCAUUAAACGUUCCCGUCCCAAAAACUACAUAUUCCAUAGGGCGACUUACUCCUGGAGCCGUUUAUAAUGUUACUUUGCAGGCCGGUACGAAUUAUGGUUACGGGACAUUAGGUUGGGCAGUCUUUUCAACACUUUAUCGCACCGAAGACGGAUUUAUCCUCAAGCAGCGGAUGAAAACUCCGAAUGCGCUAACGCUAACAUGGCCCUUGCAAUGGUUACCGUCGCCAACUUCUCGAUAUACCAUUCGUGCCAAGACCCUUCAUUCUCCUGAUAAUGUCGAUAAGGAAAUCAUGAAUGUGGGUGUUGGUGAAGUGGGAAAAACUCCCGAGUUCGUACUACGUAAUCUUUAUCCAGGAUCCACCUAUAACAUUUCUAUCACCACAGCUGUGGAGGUAACUAAACCACGUAGCAAAAAAUGGCCGCAGGGAAAUCUGUACAAGACCGCUUGGAGUGUGUUUUCAACGCUGACCCAGGGUGAAUAUGCUGUCUCAGAUCCGCGAAUUGUUAUGGAAACCGACAGUGCCGCGUCGAUUGUAUUUCAACCGCUGAAACAUCUUGGCGAUGUACAGUAUCAGAUUCGUUACACCCCUAUUGAUGGAGUUCCCAUCGAAACGAGAGAAUAUGAUGAAGAAGAGCUUUUAUGCCCAAAAUUCGGUUGCGAAUGGAUGUGUGCUCUUGUGUUCAACCUUCCGAGAAGACCUCGAGAAUAUACGUUUGAGAUACGAGCAAAAGUCGAUGGUCAUUGGAAUAAAUGGACAUCAGUUCAGAGAAGACCAUGGAACCUUCUCGAACGGGUCUGUUCUAUCAAUCCACCGAAUUUUUUCGUGGAUAACAUUGGGAAUCGAGAACAUAUGCGUGAAGUGGACAUUUCAAGCGCUAACGUUCAACCGUCACCCGCAGUAUGGCGAUAUCUGGUUGUGGUGGAUAGUCGACAAUCCGAUUAUUCCUCCAUAGACAUUACGAAGUUGGCCGAUAAACCAACAUCGGACUACGAUAAUACUCCAUAUUAUAUUACGGCAUCGUUGACACCGGAACAAGUCCAGCAAAAUGUUGAUUUCAGACUUGGUGAUGGUUUGGUUCACGGUGGCUAUCUAAAUUAUCCUCUAAAAGAAAGUCAACAUGACCCCAGAUGGACAUUGGUUCCAAUGUCACAAGUCGAGAAUGAAAUCAUGGAACCACGAUUGAAGACCUGCGGUUUUACCGAAGAAGGAACUUUCGAAUGUGACAUGCCAUUCACGGAAUUUAUCUCAUAUAUUCCGUUGUGGAUCAAGACUGCGUUGGUGCUAUGCUUUGCAGCUGUUGUGUUCUGUUUUUGUAUCAUGCUUGCAUGUGGAAUACGACGGUUUUGCGAAAAUCCGAAUCAAACAAAAGAAGCCUCUAUAAUGUACUAUCAUAGCGAUUCACCGAACACAUUAUCGACGACGAGAGAGUACAGAAAAGUGGAGAGGCGAGAGUUUAGCGCUGCGGAUCGUGAAGCUCGGAUGCGAUUUAUGGAAGAGGAACCGUAUCAUACUGUAUGA